CCCAUUUAUAUCCCGCAAGCUUCUCCUCACCAACUCCUCCCUCGCUUCUCUUCACGCAUAAACCAGGGGAGCCAUGGGCGCCGGUGGCCGCAUGACCGCCAAGGAGAGGGAGGAGCGCGAAUCCCUCCGACCAAAUUCCGGCCCCUCAGAUCCCUCAGAUCCUUUCAUCCGCGUCCCCGCGGAGAAGCCCCCUUUCACCCUAAGCCAAUUAAAAAAAGCCAUCCCCCCUCACUGCUUCCAGCGAUCCAUCCUCCGCUCCUUCUCCUACGUCUUCAACGACCUCCUGGUUUCCGCCGCCCUCUUCUACCUCGCCGUCAGCAUCCUCCCCGCCCUCCCACCACCCUUCCACCUCAUCGCCUGGCCCCUCUACUGGCUCGCACAGGGAUGCAUCCUCACCGGCGUUUGGGUCAUCGCUCACGAAUGCGGCCAUCACGCCUUCUCCGAUUACCCAAUUGUCGACAACAUCGUCGGCCUCAUCCUCCAUUCCUUCCUCCUCGUCCCCUUCUUCUCAUGGAAAUACUCACACCGCCGGCAUCAUUCCAACACCGGAUCCCUAGACCGCGACGAAGUAUUCGUCCCCAAACUCCAAUCCUCCCUCCCCUGGUUUUCCCCCUACCUUAACAACCCCUUCGGUCGCAUACUAACCCUCGCCGUGACCCUAACCCUCGGCUGGCCGAUGUAUCUCCUCUUCAACGUCUCCGGCCGACCCUACGAACGCUUCGCCUGCCCCUUCGACCCCUUCGACCCCAACGGCCCAAUCUUCAACGACCGUGAGCGCGCUCAGGUCUUCAUCUCCGACGCCGGUAUCUUCGCCGUAUUAUACCUCCUCUACCGUCUCGCCACAUCCUUCUCCAUUUCAUGGGUCCUUGGGAUCUACGGCGUCCCUCUUCUCAUCGUCAACGCAUGGCUGGUUCUCAUAACUUUUUUACAGCACACUCACCCUGCCCUUCCUCACUACGAUUCCUCCGAGUGGGAUUGGCUUCGCGGCGCGCUAGCCACCGUCGACCGCGACUACGGUUUCCUCAACCGGGUUUUCCACAACAUCAACGACACGCACGUCGCGCAUCACCUCUUCUCGACCAUGCCUCAUUACCACGCCAUGGAGGCGACCAAAGCCAUCCGGCCAGUGCUUGGUGAUUAUUACCGGCUGGACACAACCCCGGUGGUGAAGGCGAUGUGGCGGGAGGCCAGGGAGUGCAUUUAUGUCGAGUCUGAGCAGGACAAGGGGAAGCCCAAGGGUGUUUUCUGGUACCGCAACGUCUACUGAGAGGCCAGGACUGCCGGAUGCCGGCUGUGGGGAAAAAGAAUAAAAUAGUUGGUUCCAGUUAGGUUCAUUAGUGGUUGUCAAGAAUCAAGAUCUUCCUUUCCGCUUGCCUGCUUCUGAGCUAAAGCUAAAAGAGGAGUCAAAAAACUUUAGAUCGUCAAGCCUGACCGGGGGCAUUGGUUGGGUUCGUCGU
Phalaenopsis equestris is the source of this 1457-nucleotide messenger RNA. RefSeq names its product omega-6 fatty acid desaturase, endoplasmic reticulum isozyme 2-like. Gene Ontology annotation, biological process: lipid metabolic process. The record is from RefSeq and is a predicted model, not a curated record. Gene Ontology annotation, molecular function: oxidoreductase activity, acting on paired donors, with oxidation of a pair of donors resulting in the reduction of molecular oxygen to two molecules of water. NCBI's taxonomy places the organism in Eukaryota, Viridiplantae, Streptophyta, Magnoliopsida, Asparagales, Orchidaceae.